Triplophysa rosa is the source of this 1083-nucleotide messenger RNA. RefSeq names its product proenkephalin b (gene penkb). The transcript is spliced from 3 exons. Gene Ontology annotation, cellular component: plasma membrane; dendrite; neuronal cell body. Gene Ontology annotation, biological process: chemical synaptic transmission; sensory perception; neuropeptide signaling pathway. Gene Ontology annotation, molecular function: opioid receptor binding. Bases 98 to 862 code for a protein of 254 amino acids. The record is from RefSeq and is a predicted model, not a curated record. NCBI's taxonomy places the organism in Eukaryota, Metazoa, Chordata, Actinopteri, Cypriniformes, Nemacheilidae.
UUACUCAGACUUGUGGCAUCAGAUUUGAGGAGGUUUCACGCACAGAGGAGGACAAACUGGAGUGAUAACUGAAGCAGAAUCUGAUCUGAACGCAGUGAUGAAGUUCCUGACGGUUCCCGUGAGCUCGCGCUGGACGCUGCUGCUGGUGAGCGCGUGCCUGACGCUGACGGCGCGCGCGGACUGUGGCACCGACUGCGCGUUCUGCGCGACGCGACUGCCGCUUCAACACACAGACAUAAACUCAAUUGAGUGCGUGUUGGCGUGUGAGGAGCGUCUGAACGCGGCCAGCUCCUGGAGUUUGUGCAAACGCUUCAUGCAGAAUGCUGAUAGCACACCCGAUGGAGAAACACAAGAGCUGGACGACCAACAGCAUCAGGUCGACAAGAAGUACGGGGGCUUCAUGAAGCGUUACGGAGGUUUCAUGAAGCGCUACGGCGGGUUUAUGAAGCGUUACGGAGGAUUCAUGAAGAAGACUGCUGAGCUCUAUGAACUGGAGCCAGAAGAUGACCAGGAGAGAGGGGUCCUGACCAAUCACGAUGUUGAAAUGCUGACCAAUCAGGUCGAGGCUGAUGGUGAGAGGGAGGCGGCUUUGGGAGACGAUUCAAAGGGAGGAGGCGAGGGCACCAGGGGUAUGGCCAAACGUUACGGGGGUUUUAUGAAAAAAGGAGGGUUUUAUGAGCCGGAGAGUGAGGAGAAGCCUCUUGAGAAACGUUACGGUGGGUUCAUGAGGCGGGUGGGCCGACCCGAGUGGUGGCAGGAGACCAAACGCUAUGGAGGCUUCUUAAAACGCUCCCCAGAGGAGGAUGAGGAUGACGAUUCGUUAGAAAUUGAGAAGAGGUAUGGAGGAUUCAUGGGAUAUUAAAUUGCUUUUAUUUCCCAUCGAGCCCCUGUGAGCCGGCAGAGACAGAGAAACAUCAUGUGUAAAACAGUUUUCAUUUUGUCUUUAUAGUGCAAUGUGAUGUAGUGUGAAUAAGAAUUCCUUUAAGCCUAAGGAUAUGCCGUCUUUACGUUGACAUCUGAAUUCACAUACAUGUACGAGCUGUGUAGCAGAUUUGAAUAAACACGUUUGAAUUAAAUAGAUAA